This is a messenger RNA of Xylaria bambusicola, 1568 nucleotides long. Its product is annotated as ribosomal subunit 39S-domain-containing protein. The transcript has 2 exons. The record is from RefSeq and is a predicted model, not a curated record. Bases 109 to 1371 code for a protein of 420 amino acids. Gene Ontology annotation, cellular component: mitochondrion. NCBI's taxonomy places the organism in Eukaryota, Fungi, Ascomycota, Sordariomycetes, Xylariales, Xylariaceae.
AUUGAACUUUGGUCUUAUCAAAAAAAGUUGACCUUUCAAUCUUCAACUUCACUGCUGGAUGUUCCCCGCCGACAAUAUCCAAUUCAACCACGCCCCAAUUAUCUAACAAUGCGGCGGAUACCGAGGUUGAGGAGGCCAUCCGGCCUUGCGUCCUCCACCACCAACAACAGAUCGUGGCCCACGCCUAGUCCUUCACACAUCACACCGUAUUCACAACGACCAGCCCCUUCGUUCUCAUCCUCAUCGCAAACCGGAACCCCUAUCCUCGCCUCUCGAACAACACCAGCAUCCUUCUCGUCACGCCUCAACCGAUUCUACUCUACUCCCUCCGAUAAGCCACAGAAUGAGAAUGCCCCCACAACAGAUUCACGAGAGAUCUUGCCACAUGAGCCAGGGACAGAAGUACAACCCAAAAUAUCCACCCCCGAUGAGAUUGUCAACCAAGAUGACUACGACCAAGGCUGGACAGAUGCGCCAGGAUCCGUGGGCCCGUACACAAGCCCCCCCGAACGCAUCGAAGCCCCCCGCGUCGACGUGGUCGGAGACCCGACCUACGCCCCCGCCACGACUGCCGAGGGCCUCCAGACCGUCGGCAGUGUCCGGAACUACUGGAACCGUACCGAGAACUGGACCGCUGCCGGCGACUUCGUCGGUUUCAAACCUAAAGAGAAAGUCCUCGAGCCGGCGCUCAUAGAAGCCGCUGUUCGCCGCGCCGUUAUCGAGGCUCAUGCGCUCCGCGAGGUCGGACGCGAAGAUGAUUUGGUGGGUGUAUGGCCGACGACGGCGGUGUCGAAGAAGGAUUUGCAGAGUCUCUUGGCGUGGGAUGUGAAGACUGGUGAGGAUGGGAGUGUCGUCCUGGGUGGCAGCGCGGAAGUUGUUGCCGAGGGGGUCAGAUGGAAGGAUGAGGAGGAGGGUUUUGUAGAUGUAGACUCCGUGCUGGAUGGUGAUGAGUUGAGCGCUGAUGAGGCUGCUGCUUUGAGCCAGACUUGGAAUCCGAGUUGGAAGAGCAUAUCAUUAGCUGAUCCCAGGAUUCGCUUCGCCAUCACGAAGCGCAUCUUCCAACUCACAGGCCACCGCGUCCCCGACCAUCAACUCCCCAGCAUCACCAGCGUGCAGACUCUUCUCCACUCGCUGAAGAAACCUCCUAAACCGGCGACGUUCACCCAGGAGCUGCAGACGCGCCACCCCGAUCUGCUCACCUUGCCCAAUGUCACGGUCGCGCCGAAACGCGUCACGCGCGGCGAUAAAGAAAUUGCCCUGGGACGAUUCAAGCUUAUGCAGGAAGAGUUCAAGAAGAGAGAACUUCCGGCCCUUGGACAUGGAUUUGUUAGGAAGGGCAAGGAGAUUUCGAGACAGAGGGGUGGGCUGUGAUUGUCAUGAUUAGAAACACAUGUACUAUAACGUGGCUUGGAACAAUAACGCCGACUGUAUGUGUGAGUGUGUAUAUGCCAUAUCUGACGUCGAGACAAGAUGUCGUUGUACUUACUAUAUUCCUCAUUGUCACGACAUAAAUACACAUACAAAAUGCAUGUAUACAUACUUGAAGAAAUGAAUGCUCAUAUAACUUU